Molecule: messenger RNA, 2487 nt
Organism: Aphidius gifuensis
Lineage: Eukaryota; Metazoa; Arthropoda; Insecta; Hymenoptera; Braconidae
Exons: 10
Coding region: 580-2364 (594 amino acids)
Biological process (GO): transmembrane transport; monocarboxylic acid transport
Molecular function (GO): monocarboxylic acid transmembrane transporter activity
Source: RefSeq, a predicted model, not a curated record
ACUCGUAAUAUAUUUUUCCUUCGCAUCUUAUCUCUUAAGUCUUCAAAUAGCCUUAAAAUCUUAUCUAAUUAUAUUUUUAUAAACAGAAAACUCAGUUCAUUUGUAUCUUUUAAUGUUUGUGAGAAUAUCAACAUAUUAAUAAAAGAUUGCAGUAAGAUUCAAAGAACGCUGACUAUAGUGUUCGUCAAUUUAAAAUAACUUUUCACGCUUCAAAAUAUUAUAUUUAUUGCUUGUGCAAGAAUGAGUGAGUCUUCAGAUCAAAUGAUACUCAAGAUUCAAUAAUUAUUUUAAAGUGUUAUUAAAAAUAACUCUAUGUACAAAAGUAAGGACGUUCACGAAAUAUUCUUAUAUGUGAUUGGUGUUUUGCAAGAAUUUGGAAUUACUUAUUUCCGUGUACCAAGAGGAUAAAAUAUUUAUUCAUAUUGCAUUCAGUACAUCUUAUGCCUAGCUUUGGGGUUUCAUUACUUAUCAAGAUCGUCUGAAACAAUAAUCUUUGGUUAGGAUUCACGUACAUUGUUUUUUCUGUGGAUAACCAAAAAAAUUUAAGUCUCCGAAGUUUUUCUGAGUGUGAAAAUAAAAAUGUUAAAAAAUUUUGAUGAAUUGCAAAGAAACGAAAUUGCAAAACGUCGAAAAAAUGAUGACUGUAAAAUUGAAACUAUAAAAAAUAAUUCCAAAAAAAGAAAAAACAUUAAUUAUCAAGGAUUGAGACUCGAUGAAUUGGCACCCGAUGGUGGAUGGGGAUAUGUUAUUGCAGUAGCGAUGAUUAUUGUCUUUGUUACAAGCUACAGUGCAAGCCCAUCAUUUGCGAUUGUAUUCAGCGAAUUUUUUGAAUCAACUGGUCAAUCUGGUUCAGCAAUGACAAUCCUUAAUUCUAUAUUCAUGGUCAGCUUUUCACUUUCAGGUUUAGUGACAGAUGCUUUGUUGAAGAAAUAUUCUAUACGAUUUGUUGGUGUUGGAGCAGCAGUCCUGUUUUCAGUUCCGAACGUUCUCUCGGCGUUCGUUAUCCAUUUUUAUGAAUUAGCAACCAUAUGCUUUAUUCAAGGCAUUGGAGUAGGACUAAUGAAUACCAUCUGUAAUGCAAAUUUCAAUGCAUAUUUCGUCAAAAAAAGAACAAAAGUCAUGAGUGCUACUCAAGUUAUUAUUGGCUUAGGUGGAAUAAUUUAUCCCAUUGCAAUAGAAAAAAUGAUGACCGCUUAUGGAUUUCGAGGUACAGCUGCUAUGAUUGGAGUAAUCAGUUUGAACAGUAUUUGUGGAAUGCUAAUGAUGCAUCCAGUAGAAUGGCACUUACGAAGUCCACAUGAAGUUUGGGAAGAGCGACGUGCGUUAGAAAAGCUCAAGUCAUUCGAACAGCCUAAAAUUUUGAAUAAAGUUAACAAUUCUGAAGCUAAUGAUUUACUUCCAAGCAUGCAUGGGACACAAUCAGUUUUGUACAAAAGUCGGUGGAGUAGUAUGGGAAAUCUAAAAGAAAACAAGGAUCAGUCUUCACCGUUACUCAUCGGACAAAUGAAAGUGAACACUGAUUUUGAAAAUGGAAUCCGUCCAAGAUCAAAUUCAGCUCGAAUUGCUCUUGCAAAAAGAUUUUCAACAUUAUCAGCAUCAAGCUUUGGAAAUAUUGCUGUUGCAUCUGUAGAAGUACAAUAUCAACGAAUGGAAAUUUUACCACAGCGCCUCGAAGAAAAAAGUGAAUUUAAUGAAAUAAUUCGUCAUGGUGAAAAAUUAGAACGAAAAAAAAAAGAAUACGUACUUUUAAAUAUCAUGUCUAAUUCGUUUGAACUAUCUUUACUCAAAGAUCGCACAUUCAUGAUUAUGAGCUUGGGAAUAAGUUUCGUAUUUGUCAGUGAUUUCACGUUUUCUUCUCUUUUACCAUUAGCAAUGAUACACGAUGGUUAUUCCCAUAGUGACACAGCCUUGACCAUAACUAUAGGAGCUGCUGCUGAACUCGGAUCGAGAAUUUUUUUGGCUGUUUUUACACUAUUCGCUGAUGCUCGUGCUAAAACAUUGUUUUUUUUUGCGAUGAUCAUGAUGGGUUUUGCUAAAUUUGCAUACUACUACUUUGAAGGAACCAUGGUGGGAAUAAUGGUUUGUAUAUCGAUUAUUGGUGCUGUCAGAUCUUGGAUAUACGUACCACAACCUUUAGUUAUUGUUGAAAAUUAUCCAGUAGAAAAAUAUGCUGCCUGUUACGGUGUAUUUUCUCUCGUAUCUGGAAUAAUAAUAAUUGCUGUAGGUCCAGUCAUUGGUUUAAUUAAAGACUUGUCGAAUAGUUUUGCCGUGAGUCAAUUGCUACUGAUUGCCUUGAACUGUGUAUUUAUUAUUCCUUGGGCCAUAGAUCUUGCAGUUGACUAUAAAAAAGAUGAAACGAUAUAGAGAAGUUUAAAGAAAAGAGAAUUUUUUUUAAAGAGCUGAGUCAAUUAUUAAAUAUAUCUAUAUCUCGAUCGUUAUCAGCCAACUUUUUUUGUUGAAUAUAUUUAUUGUUUGUUUGCUCAAAAC